Octopus sinensis (East Asian common octopus) is the source of this 1427-nucleotide messenger RNA. RefSeq names its product zinc finger protein OZF-like. Lineage: Eukaryota; Metazoa; Mollusca; Cephalopoda; Octopoda; Octopodidae. The record is from RefSeq and is a predicted model, not a curated record. Gene Ontology annotation, molecular function: DNA-binding transcription factor activity; RNA polymerase II cis-regulatory region sequence-specific DNA binding. The transcript has 3 exons. The coding region runs from base 16 to 1290 and encodes 424 amino acids. Gene Ontology annotation, biological process: regulation of transcription by RNA polymerase II.
UGAGAGGAGAAAAAAAUGGAAAUUGAAUUACGUGAUAAUGAGGUUAAUUGUAAUACACAGUCGUUAAGGAUUGAUUUUACUGAAGAUGAAACAGAAGAAGAGAAAACAUCAUUUCACUGUGAUGUCUGCAACAAGUCCUUCUUUCUCAAAGAUGAACAGAAGAUUCAUGAAUGUUUCCAUGCAGGAGAGGAUCUCUAUCGCUGUGACAUCUGUGGUAAAUCAUUCUCUGAAAAGGUUCGUUUGACCAAACAUAAACACAUUCACGCAGGUGUCGAGCCGUAUCGCUGUAACACCUGUGGUAAAUCAUUCUCUCAGAAUCAUAGCUUAGCUAUUCACAAAUGCAUCAACAUCGUGGUUAAGUCACAUCAUUGCGAUAUCUGUGGUAAAUCAUUCUUUGGAAAUAGCAACCUAACCACUCACAAACGUAUUCAUACAGGAGAGAAACCAUAUCAGUGUGAUAUCUGUGGUAAAUCAUUCUCUGGAAAUAGCGACCUAACCACUCACAAGCGUAUUCAUACAGGAGAGAAACCAUAUCAUUGUGAUAUCUGUGGUAAAUCAUUUUCUGGAAAUAGCAACCUAACCACUCAUAAACGUAUUCAUACAGCAGAGAAACCAUACCAUUGUGAUAUCUGUGGUAAAUCAUUCUCUCAGAAUCAAAACCUAACGAGUCACAAACGUAUUCAUACAGGAGAGAAACCUUAUCAGUGUUAUAUCUGUGGUAAAUCAUUCUCUCAAAAUCACAACUUAACCACUCACAAAUACAUUCACACAGGAGAGAAACCGUAUCAUUGUGAUAUCUGUGGUAAAUCAUUCUCUAGAAAUGGCGACCUAACCACUCACAAACGUAUUCAUACAGGAGAGAAACCAUAUCAUUGUGAUAUCUGUGGUAAAUCAUUCUCUGAAAGUAGUCAUUUAAUUAAACAUAAACGCAUUCAUAGUAAAGAGAAGCCGUAUCACUGUGAUAUCUGUGGUAAAUCAUUCUCUUUAAAUCAUCACUUGGCUAAACACAAACUUAUUCAUACAGGAGGGAGGCCAUAUCACUUCGAUAUCUGUGGAAAGUCUUUUUCACAGAGCGAUGUCUUAAUCAAACACAAACGUGUUCACACAGGAGAGAAGCCAUACGUGUGUGAUAUCUGUGGUAAAUCCUUCUCUCAGAACCAUACCUUAAUUUCUCACAAACACAUUCACACAGGAGAGAAGCCUUAUCACUGUGAUGUAUGUGAAAAGUCUUUCUCUCAAAAAGGUAACUUAACUACUCACAAACAUAUCCACGCAGGAAAGAAACCAUAACACUGUGAUAAUUCUAUUACUCUCUCUCUCUCUCUCUUUUACUUGUUUCAGUCAUUUGACUGCGGCCAUGCUGGAGCACCGCCUUUAGUUGAGCAAAUCGACCCCAGGACUUAUUCUUUGUAAGUCCAGUACUUAUU